AUGAAGGAGGUGAGUUUUGUCUUCAUGUCGUCUACCCUACAUCUUCAGAGUCAAAGCGAAAAUUAAGAAAAGAACACCAUCAUCAGAAACAGAAUAUUUAUCUGAUAUCAUGUACAACACCAUGGAAAAGCUAGGCGUCUUUCGCCAGGCCUUUCACAAACAUUGUCUAAAUGGCAAUCACACCCGAAAACUCUUGAAAAGAAUAGAGGAAUUUGAUGCCAAUGCAAAAACAAAGGCGGGAAAAAGAUUGUCAGAAGUGUCAAGAGUUGUCGAAAACUCCAUCGAAGUUUUAAAAACACUCCGAAAAGUUCAGGACUACACCCAGGCCAGAAAAUUUUCAGCGGUAGGAAUCGAAGAGUUCAAAACAUUAAUUAAAGAACUAACGGAGCAGUUAAAUCAGCAUUUUUCUCAUGAAAAGCCGGGCCACAAGUUCCAUCAGACAAUCUUGCAUAUGACUGACUUUAUGGACCGGCACAAGACUGUCAAUUUCUUUAGCGAACAGGCAAUCGAGAGCACCCAUGCAAUGGUAAAUAGAGAUAUGUUAAGAAUAAAGACGAGUGAUCAGAGCAGAAUUGUAAGUUAGCCCAGCAAAAAGCGUUAAGUAUAAACUAAAAACAACACAGGCGUUAAUAACGAGAAUAAAGAAAAACGGUAUUAAAACCCCCUCUUUACAGGCAGACAGCUUACUGCGAUGGGCGCACGAACGGACGGUACUAUACGACGAGUUUGGGAUUGACACAAGCCAAAUCGAUGAAGAUAUUGAUGAAUCAGAGAACACCGAAAUUUUUUAA
Bursaphelenchus xylophilus (pine wood nematode) is the source of this 791-nucleotide messenger RNA. Lineage: Eukaryota; Metazoa; Nematoda; Chromadorea; Rhabditida; Aphelenchoididae. The record is from the annotation of a GenBank genome assembly.